Messenger RNA from Oncorhynchus mykiss (rainbow trout), 2950 nucleotides. Its product is annotated as GTP-binding protein Rheb. Gene Ontology annotation, cellular component: membrane. Gene Ontology annotation, molecular function: GTPase activity; GTP binding. NCBI's taxonomy places the organism in Eukaryota, Metazoa, Chordata, Actinopteri, Salmoniformes, Salmonidae. The record is from RefSeq and is a predicted model, not a curated record. Gene Ontology annotation, biological process: signal transduction.
GUUGAAGUGUACCCAUGAUGAAAAUAACAGGCCUCGCUCAUCUUUUUAAGUGGGAGAACUUGCACAAUUGGUGGCUGACUAAAUACUUUUUUUGCCCCACUGUAUAUAUAUUUUUUACAAUGUUUGUUAAUAGGGUGAAGCGGUUUGACAUGUAUAGCUAAAGUUGAACCGGCAUUAAGAAAGAAAGUGAAAUCUUAAAUGUUUGUGCUGCCAUCGCUUUGGUUGCUAUUAGUAUCGUUGUGCUGGCAGGAGGAAAAAAAGCUGUCCUGUAAACGUCCACACCAAGCUUUUCGUCAGGUCAACAGAUCCAAAGCUUAAUUCAUUGCGGUCAUUAUUGUUAAUAUUGUAAAUAUUUUAAGUUGGACAGACUAUUUAUUCAUUGAGCGUUUUUGUGAAGCACAUUGAGUGACAAUCAUGUUUUUUUGGGGUAAUAUUUUUUUGGGGACUUUUUUUUGCAUAAUGUUGACCAGAUGUAUUGUAAGCCUUGUAUUUAUCUUGUAUGGAAGAAAAAAAACUACUCAAACUUACAAAUACAUACAUAUCUAUUGAUAUGUGUUUUUUGUGUGUUGUGCAGAUUUUAUUCUCAUCCAUUUUUAGCUAGCAGUGGCUAAAGUUUGAAGUGGCUGUUUAAAGAAAUCUGAUCCAUGGAUUAUAGUUCUCCUGGCUCAUAGACUACUUUCAGAAAUCUGAUCCAUGGAUUACAGUUUCUCCUGGCUCAUAGACUACUUUCAGAAAUAUGAGCCAUGGAUUACAGUUUCUCCUGGCUCAUAGACUACUUUCAGAAAUCUGAUCCAUGGAUUACAGUUUCUCCUGGCUCAUAGAUUACUUUCAGAAAUAUGAGCCAUGGAUUACAGUUUCUCCUGGCUCAUAAACUACUUUCAGAAAUAUGAUCCAUGGAUUACAGUUUCUCCUGGCUCAUAGACUACUUUCAGAAAUCUGAUCCAUAUCCUUUGAUCCAUAUCUGAAGACCAUAUCCUUUGUACAUUGGCAGAAAUAUAUUGAGGCAAGAAACUGCGAGACCCAGCAUGCAACAGCAUGUGAUCUCACCAAAUAUUUCCUAAUUUAACCCCACUCUGCCUCAUUGGGAUAAUUAUGGGAGAUUGUCGGUCCUCUCCUCGCUGGUGGCGCUCUACAGUUUCAAUGUGACGUUGUAUUCUGUAACAGUCAAUGGAAUCAUUGCUAUAAUAUGAAGUUACAUGUACUGCAAGUAUAUAAGGCACCACAAGAUGGCAGCAGAGACCAGAACCUUUAUAAACUCAUUGUCAAUGAACCCAUGCAAGGUGAGAUCUAUGCGCCCAUGUCGUCUCGUCUGCUGCUGACUUUCUGGUUGGAACUGCUUUGUUUCGUAUUGCAAAUUCAUGUCAAUAAUAAAUAUGAUACCUAUAUAUUUCUAAAAAGGCCAAUAUGAUGUGUACCAACAGAAGGAUCUGCACACGUUCUCAGUUAAACCUCAAGAUUUAGUUGUGACACUCAUAACACAUCAUGCGCGAGUUACCUUUCUUGACAUUUCUACAUGACAGAAAUUGCUGUCAGAGUGCCAUCAUAACGGAAUUGAUAGUAGAUUCUCCAGUCGUUGUAAUCUUUGAGAGCCAAUGAAUUUCGUGCUUCUAAAAACGGUGAAUAAACCGUAUCCAACCGCAGCUCAAGAUGAGGACAGAGACCCUCCUUUCUGCGUAAGCGCAACCAACCAACAGUGGGCAUUCAUUAAUAUUUCUUUGGGAGUGAGGUAUAGUAUACAGAUGCGUGACUACUUUUCGCUAAAUAGUUUUUUAUUUAAACGAGCUAAUUGCAGGUGCAAUUCUGGUCCUUGUUGUUUUUAACGUAGCAUUUGAGAUCUGUUCCAGUUUUUGAUAAUUUUGAUGUAUUGUCGCUGCUAAAAGAUGCCGCAGCCGAAAUCCCGAAAAAUCGCCGUCCUGGGCUACAGAUCCGUCGGUAAAUCCUCCUUGACAAUACAGUUUGUGGAAGGCCAGUUUGUCGACUCAUAUGACCCAACCAUUGAAAACACGUUUACAAAGAUGAUCACAGUGAAUGGUCAGGAGUACCACCUGCAGUUGGUGGACACAGCUGGACAGGAUGAAUACUCCAUUUUCCCUCAGACCUACUCCAUAGACAUCAACGGAUACAUUUUGGUGUAUUCUGUCACGUCAAACAAAAGUUUUGAAGUAAUAAAAGUUAUCCACGAAAAAUUAUUGGAUAUGGUGGGUAAAGUACAAGUACCCAUCAUGUUGGUGGGGAACAAGAAAGAUCUACACAUGGAACGUGUAAUCAGUUGUGAAGAAGGCAAAGCGCUGGCUGACUCGUGGAACGCAGCAUUCAUGGAGUCCUCUGCAAAAGAGAACCAGGUGAUGACGAUGACUGGACAUUCACUCCCAGAGCCAUCGACGGCGGUGGAGGUGUUCAAGAGGACCAUCCUGGAAGCGGAGAAAAUGGAGGGGGGAGCCCCCCAGGGCAGGACGUCCUGCUCCCUGAUGUAACCAUCCGCCUCGGGCCCUCGCAACACGUCCCCAACCACAGCACUGGACACUGGGAAAUCCCUCUACUUGAAGUGGCUAAUAGCCUGUUCUCCCUCGAGAAACGUCUUCUUUUUUUCCCUAUUAUUUGUGUUUUUUGGGGGGAAGGACAGAGGAAGACUUUGACAUUAAGAGUAAUUAUCAAUCCCAGCUUAGAGUACACUCGUAUCACCCCCCCCCCCCCCCCCCCCCCCAAUGUCUUCCCCUUCUUCUGAGAAACUAAACGUGGUGAAAUAUCGAGCCUUACUUCUCAUUUAAAGCCUGUAAUCUCAUUGCUACCUGAUUUCCCCCCUUCCCCUUGAAAAGUUUGUAUAACAACGUAUUUCAUAAAGUUAUUAUUAUGGCCACUACAGUUGGCCAGCAUUCAUUCACUAGUGUAGUGAAUGUUGAUUCCCCCCCUUUUUUUUGUAAUCAUUAAAUCUGCAUAUUGGUUCACUACA